Molecule: messenger RNA, 501 nt
Organism: Punctularia strigosozonata HHB-11173 SS5
Lineage: Eukaryota; Fungi; Basidiomycota; Agaricomycetes; Corticiales; Punctulariaceae
Product: TAFII28-domain-containing protein
Exons: 4
Coding region: 1-501 (166 amino acids)
Biological process (GO): RNA polymerase II preinitiation complex assembly; transcription initiation at RNA polymerase II promoter
Cellular component (GO): nucleus; transcription factor TFIID complex
Molecular function (GO): protein heterodimerization activity; transcription coactivator activity
Source: RefSeq, a predicted model, not a curated record
AUGAACCAUCAAACCAUCGGUUCAACACCUUACGGGUCUGGGACCAUGGGGCCACCGGGGAUGAAGGUGGGCGAUGAAGAUGGCGAAGGAGACGACGAGCUGUUGCCUGCGAUGGCGGAUGACGACUACUCGGCGCAGCUGUCGUAUCAAAGUCAGUCGAAGGACAAUCUCAAAGUCUUAAUGGACAACCUCAGUCCGGAACAAUACGACCGGUUCGAGGCAUAUCGGCGGCACGCUUUGCCCAAGCAAGCGGUGCGGAAGGUCAUCCAACAAGCGCUGGGGCAGCAGGUCUCGCAGCCGGUAGCUCAGAUCGUCGCUGGUUUCUCGAAGGUUUUCGUUGGCGAGAUCAUCGAGAAGGCGAGACGAGUGCAAGCUCGACGAAACGAACACGGGCCAUUGACCCCGGACCAUUUGCGGGAGGCGUACCGGAUGUAUCAGGCUGAGGCAGGACGUGUUGGCGCUGCAAGACCCUUGAAGGGCAAGCGGCUGUUCGUGAAAUGA